GCGCCAGUCCCCACGUGGUGCCGCAUUUCCAACAGACACAUGCCCCACGUUUUACCUGCCCCAUUAUGGAAUAGCGGCUCAGGUGGCCGGCGGUUCCGGCAGAAAGCCAUAUGCCGAAAGAGCGGCUUCAAAAAGUCUGGGAGGUUGGCCGGCAGCUUAACCUUCUCCAGGCCAUCACCUCGAUCGAAGAGGGCACCAUACACUUCCUUAACGGCAGUGAGCCAGAAGUCUGCUCAGGCUGCCACUAUGCUCUAGCCCAAGCGUUGCAGUUCCCCGAACCCUCACCACACUCCCAAACACCUCCCACAGGUGACCUAGUGAGUUAAUUUGGGAA
Messenger RNA from Geodia barretti, 334 nucleotides. The record is from the annotation of a GenBank genome assembly. NCBI's taxonomy places the organism in Eukaryota, Metazoa, Porifera, Demospongiae, Tetractinellida, Geodiidae.